Molecule: messenger RNA, 2990 nt
Organism: Austrofundulus limnaeus
Lineage: Eukaryota; Metazoa; Chordata; Actinopteri; Cyprinodontiformes; Rivulidae
Gene: lrrc10
Product: leucine rich repeat containing 10
Exons: 2
Coding region: 811-1662 (283 amino acids)
Cellular component (GO): cytoplasm
Molecular function (GO): protein binding
Source: RefSeq, a predicted model, not a curated record
AUCCUUAUUUUGCAGUUUGUCUUGACUGAACAAUUUUGAGCAAGAAGUAUAUCUCAUAAUCUUGUUUAUUAACUUUGCUAAUUAAAAAAGUGACAUGCAGCACACUGAAAACUGCUGGGUUGUUUUGAAAAAAAAAAAAACUAAGUUGUUGGGUUAAAACUCUUGGACUGGUUUAACUAAAUGUGUUGAAAUGUUUGACCCAGUAGUUGGGUCAAAGAUAGAACUUAGUUAAAACCACUCAGGUCAGGCUCGGUCCAAAUUCGACCCAGCACUGGCUUACAAAUUGACUUGUUUGUAACCCACCCGCUUUUAGUGUGCACAAUAAAGCACAUAUCACACAUUUCUUACAGACUCUGAAACACUCAGAUUAGAGCAGAAUAUAAAGUAUAUUUGCUGUAAUUUCAUUCCUAAUCUGCUGUUGUACUCCACAAUGCCCCUCCCAUCUUUUCUGUCAUCCUGGAGAAGAAGGGGGGAAAGUCAUUAGGCACAAAUGGGGAGGAGAGAAACUGGUGGUUGCUAUAGCCAUGACAGUCAGGGCAGAGCUCCACACCACUGAGAGCUAGUGAGAGGACACCACCAGGGAGUAUCAGCACAGGGAAGACAAUACAUUUGCAGCUCAUUAAGUUGGAUAAACAAAUGGCAGACUGAUGGAUGCUGAGAGUCGUGGAUAUGAGCUGAAAGAUCUCGGAAAAUGGGAGCUGGAGGAGCAUUAAUGGGACUUCAUGAARCUCACUCAAAGAUGUCUGCUUGAGCGCAACCCUCGUCUCGCACCGAUCUAAAGUUGUUCACGAGAGGAACUGAGCGAGAGAGAUGGGCAACGCCGUGCGAGGCAUCGUCGCCUUCAUCCCCUCUGAGCGCUGUCAGCGCUUCAUGGUGGGGGACCUGAAGGAGAUGCCCCCGGACCGAACUCUGGACCUGAGCGGCCGUCAGCUGCGCCGGCUGCCCGUCGCCGCCUGCGUCUUCGACGAGCUGGUGAAGCUCUACCUGAGCGACAACAGCCUCAGCAGCCUGCCCGCCGAGCUGCAGGGCCUGAGGAGGCUGCAGCUCCUGGCCCUGGACUUUAACUGCCUCGAGGAGCUCCCCCCGGCCGUCUGCAGGUUGUCCCAGCUCAGCAUCCUGUACCUGGGCAACAACAGGUUACACUGCCUUCCCAGGGAGCUGCGAGAUCUUAGGGAACUUACAACUUUGUGGCUGGAGACGAACUGCUUCACGGAGUUCCCCGAGGUUAUCUGUGAGCUCACGAACCUGAAGACCCUGCACCUCGGUUACAACCUCAUCCGCAGUUUGCCGAGCGGUCUGAAACAGCUGCAGGAGCUGCGGAGCAUCUGGCUCGCGGGGAACCUGCUGACAGAGUUCCCACCGGUGUUGAUGGAAAUGCACUUUCUGGCCAUUAUAGACGUGGAUCGGAACAGAAUACGAUGCUUCCCAAACCUGUCGCACUUGAACGGCUUGAAACUCAUCAUAUACGACCACAAUCCCUGCGUCAACGCCCCGGUGGUGGGCGAGGGAGCCAGAAGGGUCGGGCGCUGGGCCGACAGCACSGACGACGAACAGGAAGAGGACGGGACGAAAGCAGGGGGCGAGACGGCCGAUGAGGCGGCGGAGGUCCAGCCUGAGGAGAAGCAAAAGGAUCAGGAGCAAGAAGGAGAGCUUCAGCUGUGACGAGGGGCUCAGACUCAGACUGUCAUCUGGUUUCAUCCAAAUACUUUAAAGUGCYUGUGACGUCAAUUUUUUGUCACWAAUUUGAAUUCAUUUUUGGAAAGACAACACUCAUGACAUGUUGCAAAACUAUUUUUAUGUUGCUGAGACGAACAGUCGUUGAGAUACUUGCAUGAGAAGUAACAGGAAGUGAUGUCGAAGGGGAAUGUCUGAAUGUGAACAGAGCGUCGCUACAACUGCUAACAAGACAGACUGUAGAGAAGAAUCUGAUGUUUCUGCACAUCAUUUUGAAUCACUACCAGACAGAGGUGAACAAUCAAAAAAUAAUGUUUCAAUAAACAAAGACCAGAGAGUUCUCUUUCUUAAAGAGUUCCCUUUUGAUGUCACUUCCUGUUUCAUUUUGGCUGAGCCAAGUUCAAAAGAAAAUAUGCCAGUUAAGGGACAAAAUAGGUAAAAYCACKCGUAUUAUGUCAAGUUUCUUAAAUAUAAAGAUGUUUUCUUUGACUUUGUAUAUUUGAAGAAYRYGCAUGUCACAGGUACUUUAAUGAUUCACAAAAAAUAAAACAGUUCUAAAACUGUGGCAUGUACAAGAUUAGGUUUAGACUUUUACUUAGCAUGCCAUGAACAAAGCCAAAGUUUUAGUCAUUUUAUCUUCAAGCGMAAGACGGAUUUCUUGCAGUAUUUUAAUGUAAUUUUACAAGUAUUAUAACACACGUGUAACAGCUGGUUUGUAUUUUACUUGAUAAAUUCAGCAAAGUGUUUGGUUGUUUCUGUGCCAUCGUGAUAACAUUAAGUCACAAUUUGACACCUGGGAGUUCUCACGCACUGAGAAUUGUUAAAAAGAACGUCAGUGCAGCCUGAAAUAGCUCCGGUACCUGCUGAGACUAAAAACAGCCGAGGUUGGAACAGAAAUGACGGAUGGUGGAAGUCGCUGACUGCACUCUUUAUCCUGACAAAUGCAUAAUUCAUCUGAUGGAUUGGAGCUGUGGUUUUGAAUAAAGACUUYUAAUGGACCUUAAUAUCAUCACCAAAAGCUUCUGGUUAGAAAGAGAUAAUGAAGGCGGUUUUGUUUUCCCCCAGUGUACCAGGAAAGAUGUUCUCUAAACAACAAUAAGUGCCAUUUUGCAGGAUGUGAUUGGAGGCGUUUUAGACCAUUUUUUAACAAGACAUUAAAAGUGUGGCAAAUCUGCUUUAUUUUGAAAAUUUGGGAUUUAAAUUUAAAAUUUAUUUGUUUCCACUUUUUUCCUCAGCUUUGUGUUGAACACAUUGGAAACUUUUUUUUUUGUGCUACCAUAAAAGGGUUGGGCGAUAUUGGCAAAAAAAAAAAAAAA